AUAAGGCCCCGCUACCUGCAGAGCUGCAGCACCGCGGCCCUUCGGCGCCGUGGCCGAGCAGCUCGGAAAGCACCGGGCACCGAGGGGAGAGGGGCCCCAGCAGGGCCCCACCGGCCUUGCCCCCGGACAGGACUUGGUGCACCCUGACAGAAAGCCCACGGCCUGCACCUGGCCUUCAGCCCCGACCCCGGGCUGGCCGGGGUGCCGCAGGCUGUGGUGUGUUUUAAAAAAAAAAUCCACGCGGAUUUACUAAGCAGCCUCUCCGUAAUGUGCAUGAUGCACCGAGGGGAUGUGGAGAUCACGGAGAUUUUAUUCGUAGUUGCUGCUGUGAUUGCUGGCUGGAUUUGUACAGCUCGCCCUCAGCCCCGGUGGCAGCGGUUCCCGUUUGUUGGCGUCACAGCUGUCCCCGCGUGCUUUGUGUCGCCUGGCUCCAGCACAGCCGCCCCGCCUCACCGCUGAGAAGGAUGUUCCCCGCCGCCUGGAGGUUUAGCCAGCGUGCCACCUCCCUUCCCAGACACAACCUCCCAUUUGGAAGAGAGGAGGUUUGGGAAACUGCUUUUGCUCCUUGGAACUGACUUGAGGGCAAAGAGGGUUUGGGAGUGAACAAGGGUGAAAUACCGUUAUUUCUUACUGCCCAAAUUUAUUCUUUCCGUAGACAAUGCUUCACAUCACAGCAUGACAGCUAAGCAUUGCAUUGACGUUUUGGAGCUCACGGGUCACCUUUGUCUAACUUUUAUGGAUAACAAGACAGGAAUGACUCCUCACAGACUCUACCGCACACUCAAAAUAAGGCAGGCUAAUGGCAAGAGAUUCAGCUUUGGGUUCAUGGAGAAGGCUGUGAAGUCUGGCUCCAUGCGGCUGGGGAAGGAUGCCAUCAUCUUCACCAAGACUGGAAGGGUUCUCAGCAUGGGGCAGCUUUCCUAGCUCUCCAUGGACUGUGUCCAUGGUGAGACAGUGAUUAUCCCACUGGUGUAAUUCAACCAGCAAAAUGAGAACAUGAUUGUUACUGAAGGCUCUGUGCCUAGCCUGGAGGCCAUCCUGGAGCAUACCGUCUUCAAUACCAGGGAGGAGCUGCUGGCACAGUUCAGUGCCAUUCCGGGCAAAAAGGGCACGCAUAUCCUCAUUGGGAACAUUCGCAGAAAUAAAGAUGGGAAGCUGGAGCUGGAUUUUGAUAUGGACGAGCAUAUUCGGAUAGCAGACUUCCUUGCAGAUGAUGGGGAGAUUCCCAGCACAAAGGUUCUGCACUCUCAGAAGAUGGUUCCAGAGUUUCCUGGCCCAGAAAUGGAGUACUCAUUACAGGCAUACUGCAGUAUCUUGUACCUAAAGCCUUGCAUGCAGAUUGUCCUGCAACAGAAGAAGGUGAACACUCAGCUGAUCACCAGGAGCCUGGCCAAUGUUGAAUAUGAUUUUUACAAGCCAAGAUUUCAGAGCAAAAGGGUGAAGAUCACCUUUGGAUUCACCUGCAAGAACAAAAGCCACUAGGGGAUCAUGAUGUACCACAACAACCGGCUCAUCAGAUCCUAUGAGAAGGUGGGCUGUCAAAGUAAGGGAGGUGGUGUGGGUGUGAUUGGUGUAAUUGAAUGCAACUUCCUGAAUUGAGCACACAACAAAGAGGAGUUUGAAGAAGGCAAAGAGUGCCAACAGACGAUCGCUGUGCUGGGACAGAAACUCAACAGCUAUUGGAAAGUGAAGAUGGCACAGAUGAAUUUGGGAAAUGUGGAUGCAGCUUGCAUGAUAGCAGAGAGACCAGACCAGACAUGGGUACAAUGUGAAGAGUGUCUGAAGUGGAGGAAGCUCCCUGACCAGGUUGACUCUACAUUGUUACCAGAAAGCUGGUUUUGUCGUCUCUAGCCCCUUCCCAGAUACAGAAGCUGUUUGACACCCUAGGAGCAGGAAUACAGUGAUGAGGAGAAGUGACCCAGAUACAGACAGAAAUGCCAGAAGGGGGAGCUGGACGGAGAGAGGAAGAAGAGAUUGUUAUCAUCCGGGGAGAGUGUGGAACAGCAAGUGUCGUUCCCUGCAUCAAUGCCCUUGUCUGCUUGGACCAGUAGUUUCACCUGCACUGUGAAGCUGGAGGCUGAAGAAAAAGGGACUGCUGACUUUCCCCCUUUUCUCAAAAAGAUGACCAUAGUCCAGAGAGGAGAUGGACCUCAGGAGAAGACCAGACCCUUAACAGCAAGCAAGCCGAAGUUCACCAUAAAAGAAGAAAUACUGGAAAAGCAUGGCAACCUAGUGGAAGCUUCACCCCCAGACCUGACUUGUCUCAGUCCUCCUACUUCUCCCCUUCAGAAGAUCUUUGCAGUACCUUACCAAGAAAGGGAAAAACUUCUGUAUAUAAACCAGGAGGAUAUGAAUGUAGGUGGCAGCUUGCACACCUGUCUGCUCAAAAAGCAGCUGGCAAUCUGAGCAGCACCAUCCCUGCUAAGUGUAUCAUGCUGCCUCAAGGCAGAGACUCCAGCAUUACCCAGUAGCUCAGCAGGAGAUCAGAAGGAGACUGGUGUGGCCCAGGGGAAGCUGGAAAAGCAAAUGUCAAACUUAAUAGCAGAAAGACAGGCUACAGACUUAAGUGUGCAUGUAAAUUCAUACAGGAGGACGAAAGACAUAGACAAGGGGUUCUUUGUGGCAGUUGGUGUUUUGAAGGCUGCUGCAAGUGGUGAAGCUCCCCCUCGGCUUCCCUUUGGAUGGAAGGCAAGACUUGACAGAUCAAAGGUGAAGAAAGGCCCAUGCCUCAGCAGUGGAGACAGAGGAGGAAGAGAAUUGCAGGUCCAUAACAAACAGGAGCAGAAGGACAUAAUGGAGUGUGAGAAUGUGAAAAGACCAGUGUAGAAUCUCUUUGUGGAACUGAAGACUAUUUCAGCAGUGUGGGAUGUGCUCUGGUGCAAGGUGGAGAAAAUUGAGCAUGAAAAGUGUUGCCUGAAAACAGAGUUCUUGACAUGCCAACAGGAACUGGCACUGCUCAGAGCUCAGAAGAUAGAAGGGUUGCCCUGCAGCAAGAAAUACACGUGUUAGUGCCAAGCUGUGUGGCAGAAGCGGAAAGCAAAGCUGGCGAGGUCUGCAGAGGAGAAGGCUGAACUGACAGAGAGACUCAGGAAUACAGAGAUGCACUUAAGGGUGCUGAGGGAGGCACAGGUUUCCUGCAGGGGCCCAGAGAAGGAAGACCUGAAGAGUGUUAUGGAGAAACUUAAGAACCUGCUUAUGAAUGUGAGCUGGCUCCUCUCGUUCAUCCUCACCCACUUGGAGCUCCAGGAUAUUAACUUCGAGUUGGAUCAGGUAGAUGAGAUCUUGCAGACCAUACUGGAGGAGACGAACCUCAUGUUGGAGUAGUCUCUUCUCUCCUGCCACUGUGCCUUUUGCACAUGAUCAUUAAUAAAACCCUGUUUUCUUUA
Aquila chrysaetos chrysaetos is the source of this 3386-nucleotide messenger RNA. It is a transcript of the gene MORC4, whose product is annotated as MORC family CW-type zinc finger 4. Gene Ontology annotation, molecular function: ATP hydrolysis activity; zinc ion binding. NCBI's taxonomy places the organism in Eukaryota, Metazoa, Chordata, Aves, Accipitriformes, Accipitridae. Gene Ontology annotation, cellular component: nucleus; nucleoplasm. The record is from RefSeq and is a predicted model, not a curated record.